This is a messenger RNA of Penaeus indicus, 1217 nucleotides long. Its product is annotated as receptor-type tyrosine-protein phosphatase epsilon-like. Gene Ontology annotation, cellular component: nucleus; cytoplasm. The coding region runs from base 300 to 605 and encodes 101 amino acids. Gene Ontology annotation, biological process: peptidyl-tyrosine dephosphorylation. NCBI's taxonomy places the organism in Eukaryota, Metazoa, Arthropoda, Malacostraca, Decapoda, Penaeidae. Gene Ontology annotation, molecular function: non-membrane spanning protein tyrosine phosphatase activity. The transcript is spliced from 6 exons. The record is from RefSeq and is a predicted model, not a curated record.
UGUUUCGUUUACAUCGUCUUUGCAUUUCAAGAAGACUGAUAAAUGGAGAUCACCAUGAACGCCCUCCGGAAAAGAAAGACGACGCUAAGUCUUGUAGUGAAGUAGUCAAUGAGUGCUCUGAAGAAGAGAGAUCCAUCCUUCCCGCUGCCCCUGAUGACAGUGGCUACCUUGAGCCCAUACAGACCGCGAUAAGAGACGGCACAUACGAAAAUGUCACUCCAGGUAUCACUCACUUCGAUGUAGAAGGGAUUUUGAACAAAUUGCUUGAUUCUGAGGCUGUGCAGACGUUGAUCCGGAGUAUGCCUAUACAUCUUGAGGAGUAUGAUUACACCCAGUCUUCUGAGAACCUUUUAAAGAAUUGGUGUAAAGAUAUUCUACCAUGUAACAAUACGAGAGUUAUCUUGACGCCCAUGUUUGGCAUUGAAUCUACCGAUUAUGUCAACGCUAGCCACAUUAAGGGUUUUGGCGGAGGUCUGGAGUACAUUGCUUCACAGGGUCCCCUCGACACGACCGUGGGAGAUUUCUGGAGGAUGGUUUGGGAGCAGCGAGUGUCUGCUAUCAUCAUGGCUGCCAAUUUUCAUGAGACGUCUGAGGUGUUUGUUUAAUAUUGAAAAUUUGGACGAAAAACAGAUCUAAACAUAGACACAAUCUCCUGCACUUUUCAUCCUUUAUAUUUAACAGACAACUUGAGAGUAUGGAAAUUGUUUGUUUACGCACUUUUUCCGUCACAGAUGUAUCCUAACUGUCGUCUUGCCGAGUAUAUUAGGGUCGGGCCACCUCUUCAAGGGAGUGGAUUCACUGUUACCAUUCUCAAGUCACGCCUGAGAAAGGAAUUUUUUUCCUCAACGGUUCAGGUUAAUUCGGGUGCUUUCCCUUUUCUUGAGAAAGACAAAUCAUUUUUGUAUUGUUAUUCUUGUCAGCAUAUUCAUGAUUAUUUUUCUUCUAAUUAUUACCAUAAUCAUUAUCAUUAUCGUCACCAUCACAGCAUAUCACUUCCAUCACAUUCGUCAUCAUUAUCGUUAUUAUCAUCAGCAGCAUUGUUAUUAUAACUCAUGAAGCGAUAUCAUACUAACCCCCAAACCAUGGCUAUAGAUUGAGUACAACGGCGCCACGCACACCGUGGAGCACUACCAUCAUCCUAAGUGGGAGCAAAAUCCACAAAAAAACGUCAUCCGAUCCCUGGCGGCCAUGCUGCGGCAUUUCCUGGAUAUCCAUAA